Molecule: messenger RNA, 549 nt
Organism: Blastomyces dermatitidis ER-3
Lineage: Eukaryota; Fungi; Ascomycota; Eurotiomycetes; Onygenales; Ajellomycetaceae
Exons: 3
Coding region: 1-549 (182 amino acids)
Source: RefSeq, a predicted model, not a curated record
AUGGCCCCUCAUUCCCACAACAAGUGUCAUUGUAGUGCUCAUACCGGGCAGUUCAUUAGCAAAUCUUCACGUGUUGACAGAUCCACGUCCGCCGAUGAUAGUGAACCCAGUGUUGAAUCAUUGGUUGAGAACUUGGAGGACGCGAUAAUGGAGGAAUUGCCUGUGUCAUGUGUGGCCGGGUCUCCAGCGUCCCCCCCUGCCCCUUCUGCCGCUCCUUCCCCUGCUGCUCCCCCUCAAUCUCCUACACUUGCCCCUGUGUCUGGUUCCCCCGCUCCCACUACCCCUGUUCCCGCGACCCCUACUCCCGCUACUCCUGGUUUUGCCACCUCUGCCUUCCUUACCAGCUCUCCCCGUUUCAAGGAGAUGUUGCGUAGGCUCAGUGAACCACAUUUCCCAGCAUGGGAAAUCAUUAUGGGUUUUGCUGUGCAUGAAGUCAUGGUGUUCACAGACAUCAAGGAACUUUUUACAACUGUAAAGUUCAACAUUGCAGGGACAUCUGCUCUGGCAAAUUCCUUCAGAAUGAUAGAUCUGUAUCAGCCUAUUCUCUGA